Exserohilum turcica Et28A is the source of this 2098-nucleotide messenger RNA. Its product is annotated as glycoside hydrolase family 76 protein. The coding region runs from base 64 to 2097 and encodes 677 amino acids. The record is from RefSeq and is a predicted model, not a curated record. NCBI's taxonomy places the organism in Eukaryota, Fungi, Ascomycota, Dothideomycetes, Pleosporales, Pleosporaceae. The transcript has 2 exons. Gene Ontology annotation, biological process: carbohydrate metabolic process.
GCGCCCGCGCAGAUCUCCUCAACGAGCGACACGCGUCGCAUCGGGCGCUGCAUAUUGCUGACCAUGCGACUCUCUCGUGUCGCGCUGUCUCGGCGACUGCAACUCUGGCUGUCGCUGCUUCUCUUCGUGAUCGUGACCGUCUCAGCGGCUAGCAACCCAGGACCGCAAGAAACGACUCGGCCGGUCUACGAGCCCGAUAACCAGAUUGUAGUUGUCUUGCCUCCGCCUGCCGAAGAAGCCUCUCCAGCAUGCUCGGGUAAUGCGUCAACCAACGCCGCCAGGUACUCUGCCGCAGAGGCCAAUAUCCUCCAUGACCUCCACUCGGCGCUGUCCACAAUGCAAGACAGCUACUUCGCCGUGUGGCUUGGAAAGUACACCACCGCGAUAGACUGGACCGCGGCCGUAAUGUCCACGUAUGUCUCGGCGACACUCUCGACGCUCUCACGCUCGCUUUCUUAUACGAUGCCCGGUACGUUUGACAAGAGCAGGAAACUGGACGUUGAAGCGCAAAUGGUGGAGAAUGAAAUCAACAAGUACUUUGCGCAGACUUCGGCGUACUACUUUGGCGAAGACCACUUUGCCAUUAGAAUGCAAGCGUAUGACGAUAUUCUCUGGGUGGUACUGGGCUGGCUGGAGGCGUCCAUGUUUGUUGAAAGCCAUUCCAAUAGCCACUAUACGGUCAAUGGCGUAGUAGACAAGGGCUGGCAUGCGAGCCAGUUUGUGCCAGCUUUUGCCCACCGUGCACGCGUGUUCUACGAGUUGGCCGAGAAGGGCUGGGAUUGGAGGCUCUGUGGGGGAGGCAUGACGUGGAACCCUCGAUUGCUACCCUACAAGAAUGCCAUUACCAACCAGCUCUUCAUCUCAGCAAGUAUCAGCAUGUACCUGCAUUUUCCUGGGGAUGAAAACUGCUCGCCAUUUUUGUCGCAAUACGACGCGUCGAGACCACACAGCGAGGAGCUGUACGAUGACUGCGAUCAAGAAAGGCGAGGCCGUUACGAUCCCGUCUAUUUGGCCAACGCAGUCAAUGGAUACGAAUGGCUGAAGAGCAGCGACAUGACCAACGAGCAGGGCCUGUACGCCGACGGCUUCCACAUUGCAGGCUACCGCACAAAUCACAGCAAAACGACGUGCGACGAGCGCAACGAAAUGGUAUACACGUAUAACCAAGGCGUAGUGCUCUCCGGACUGCGCGGCCUCUGGGAAGCCACGGGUAAAAUCUCGUACCUGGAAGACGGUCACGAGCUAGUCCGGAAUGUCAUCCGUGCAACAGGCUGGACAACGGAUAGUCUUGACUCAACGCCAUCGUUUACCACCGCAGCACGCCGCUCGUCUCACGAUAACAAGGAAUCCCAAGAAGAAAAACGGAAAACAUCAAGCCACUGGUCGGGCCUCGGCGCAAACGGCAUCCUCACCGAACUCUGCGACCCUUCUGGCCACUGCAACCAAAACGGCCAAACAUUCAAGGGCAUCUUCUUCCACCACCUAACCGCCUUCUGCAAGCCUCUUCCUACUGUUCCCAUGCGAGUAGGCAAAACCCACGCUGCGGGGCGCGAACUAGCAAUGCUCCAUGCAAACAGCUGCAAAGAAUACACUCCGUGGGUGAUACGCAACGCGCAGGCCGCACUCGCCACGCGCGACGAAAGAGGCAGAUUCGGAAGCUGGUGGGGAGCAUUUGAUACAAGUUUCAUGUCGCAGCGCAGCCAUCCCUCUUCAUCUCACAACGAUGAGCAGCCCCGCGGCAGCGAAAACGCAACGGACUACCGUAACACGGGUCCUCAGAGCGGUCUCUCCAACGACGAGCAGAAAAUGUAUGUUGAUGCUAGGUCUGUAGCGUCUUCUGGUACGGCGGCUGCUACGUAUUUCGCAUCUAUUAGAGAUGGCCAUGACGAUGAUGAUGGCGACAGUAGCAGUCAUGGUCGCACAACUAGACGCAAAUCAGCAAAAUCGUCAAAACGACACACAGGCGACCUGAACGAUCGGGGCCGCGGCCGCACGGUAGAAACCCAGGGCAGCGGUGUUUCGGUCGUGCGCGCCAUGUUGAUGUUUGUCAAGCGGUCUGCGAGCGAGGGCGAUGGUGCUGAUGACUGGGAUUUGUGAG